Gallus gallus (chicken) is the source of this 1433-nucleotide messenger RNA. It is a transcript of the gene LPAR6, whose product is annotated as lysophosphatidic acid receptor 6. Lineage: Eukaryota; Metazoa; Chordata; Aves; Galliformes; Phasianidae. Gene Ontology annotation, cellular component: membrane. The record is from RefSeq and is marked validated. Gene Ontology annotation, biological process: phospholipase C-activating G protein-coupled receptor signaling pathway; positive regulation of Rho protein signal transduction. The coding region runs from base 85 to 1107 and encodes 340 amino acids. Gene Ontology annotation, molecular function: lysophosphatidic acid receptor activity. The transcript has a single exon.
AAGUUUUUAAAAGCUGCCCUGAAAACACCGGAGGAAGCUGCGCAUCACAGGAAUUGAGGCUUGUGUUUCUGAUAUACCACUAUAAUGGUAAGCUCUAACUGCUCCACUGAGGACUCCUUUAAGUACACUUUGUAUGGCUGUGUCUUCAGCAUGGUAUUUGUCCUCGGCCUCAUAGCCAACUGCGUUGCUAUCUACAUUUUUACUUUUACAUUGAAAGUGCGGAACGAGACCACGACGUACAUGCUGAAUUUGGCGAUAUCGGACCUGCUGUUUGUGUUUACGUUGCCCUUCAGGAUCUAUUACUUCGUGGUGAGGAACUGGCCCUUCGGAGACGUUCUGUGCAAGAUCUCCGUCACGCUGUUCUACACCAACAUGUACGGGAGCAUUCUAUUCCUGACCUGCAUCAGCGUGGAUCGCUUCCUGGCCAUAGUGCACCCCUUUCGCUCUAAGACUCUUCGCACCAAAAGGAACGCCAGGAUCGUGUGCGUGGCGGUGUGGAUCACCGUGCUGGCAGGCAGCACCCCGGCAAGCUUCUUCCAGUCCACAAACCGCCAAAACAACACGGAGCAAAGAACGUGCUUUGAGAACUUCCCCGAGUCCACCUGGAAGACCUACCUGUCCAGGAUCGUUAUCUUCAUCGAAAUCGUGGGGUUUUUUAUUCCCCUCAUCUUGAACGUGACCUGUUCUACCAUGGUCUUACGGACUUUGAACAAACCGCUUACGUUAAGCCGGAAUAAGUUAAGCAAGAAAAAGGUACUCAAAAUGAUUUUUGUCCACUUGGUGAUAUUCUGCUUCUGUUUUGUGCCUUAUAACAUUACCCUGAUACUUUACUCUCUGAUGAGAACGCAGACGUGGAUUAAUUGCUCGGUGGUGACUGCGGUCAGGACUAUGUACCCUGUCACCCUGUGCAUCGCCGUUUCAAACUGCUGUUUUGACCCUAUAGUGUAUUAUUUCACCUCGGAUACAAUUCAGAACUCGAUAAAAAACAACAGGUUCACCAGAACACGUGAUAACAGGUUCUCUGAAACACCGCUGUCGGAAAACUUUCUGCAGCACAGCUUUCAGACCAUAAAAAUGAAAAUAUUUGAUACUGACUCUCCAAGAUAAACUGUAUUAGGAGACUGUUGGGACUAAACUGGAAUUAGAAGCCUGCACGUUUCUUCAGCUGUGAAAGUAGACCCUGAUCUGUAAACGUUACUUCUUCACAUUAGAAAAUGUUUAUGGUAAGACUGUAAAAGUGUUAACAGUACACAGAGAAAGUAUUCUAAGAAUUUCUAUCAGAUGUCUGUUUUGACUCGUUUUUAUGUUAAAAAAAAAAAAACCAACCUUUUGGUUUCAGCCUCGGUUACGAAAGCCCAAAGACUGGUUUGUCAAGUCAGAGAAAUGAAAAAUAUUGUUUUUUUUUCCAAAAUUAAAACUGCUCUUUUUAAAUA